ACCCCAAACAGACAGACCACUCCCACUCCCACUCCCACUUACACCUCUACACGACAUCAUCAAAUACACACCUUUAUGGACAGAACAGUGCUGCUUUGGAAUUACUGCAGAGAAGAGUCGUUGUUGUGUUUGGAUGUUUAGCUGGGUGGUCAAAAUUGGUCCCCAGCUGCCUGAACCACCGCCCAGAAAAAUUGAAGUGCAGAAGGAGGAGAAAGCAUCCGCCACUACCCCCGGACCUAAGAAAGUUACUUUUAAAGAUGAUUGCAACGCUGAAGCUACAAAAGCUGACAAAUCUAAGCAAGAAACACAGCCAGAAGAGGGAAACAGUCCAGCUCCUGGUUCUCCGUCGGGUGUGUUUGGGUGGAUAAGCAGCGCUCUACCUCAACCUGCAGUUUCACCAAAGCUGAGUCGAACCAACUCCACCACCUCCAAGGACGAAAACACAACAACCGGUAAUCCUGAAGACAAAAAAGGGAUGAUAGCUUGGAUCACUCAGGGUUUGGAGAAAGUUGUUCCUCAGCCCGAGCUGAAGAGCAAAGAGCCGCCGCCGCCGCCACCGCCGCCGCCGCCACCAGCCGAGCCGCCAACAGCCAAGCGGCCCACAGCCGAGCCGCCCAACGAGGUGUGUCAGAAAGCAGCUGCACCAGUUGCAGUGCCUAAGACGACUGUGAAGGACACAGGCAGAGAGGAAAAGACUGAAAAUAAGCCUCACCCACCCAGGAUGAUCGACUGGAUAAAGCAGGGUAUAGAGAAGGUUGUUCCUCAGCCAGAGUUUCAUGUCCGUUCAAUCACAGACGCCAAAGAGAAGCCGGAGCCUUCUGCUUCCACUAAAGCAAAGGCACCAGAACCUCCACCAGCUCCAAAACCAGCCACUGACACUGAGAAGUCUUCAAAGGAAGCAGAGCAGCAGCCAAAAAUGAUGGGCUGGAUCGUUGACGGGAUUGGCCGCAUAUUGCCUCAGCCUGUACACAAGCAGGACAGCGUCAGAGACGAGGUGCAGAAAAUCAGCAUCAUACAGGAGAAGACAGAUCUGGUCCUGGAGGAUGUGGAACAGGACAAGGAGGCCAAGCAGCAGGAGGAGCAGAUAAAUGACUGCAAUCUGCAACCGAUGGAAAAAGAGGGAAAGGAUAUAGAUGCACACAUGGAUCAAUGUACUCCAGUGAUGAACAAAACCAUGAAGGAGGCAGAAGUGGAAGUUUUGGCUCACAUGGAGGAAAGAUUGCAGCAGGAGUGCCUGGAGGCGGCCCGCGUAGCAGAGGACAUGGCCAGAAGGGCAGCAGAGGAGGCAGUCCGACAGCUGGAGGAGGAGCAUUCAGCUAAGAUUGUCAUUGAAACGCAGCCAGAGUCCAACGAGCAACUACCCAACAUCCUGGAAGAGGAGAACGAGGAUGACCCAGAGAGCCAUUUGGAAGUCUCUGUUGCUGAAGGUGACGGCACUCCUUCAUCAACAGAAGUUGAGCCUGCAUCAGAGAGGAGAGACCUGGAGACUCCAGUCUCUCAACAGAUCAGUGGACAACUAGAGCAACAAGCUUCAGAAGAUCAGACCGGCCCCACAGAUCAGGAGAAUGCAGCCUCAACAGUAGAAGGAGGUGGAUGUAAAGGAAGCUGUGGUGCAGGUUUAGAAGAAGUUCCUGAAGUCAGGGUGGAUGAUGUGGAUCAAGAUGUGUGGCUUGAAAAAGGCCUUAACAUCCCUCAAAUUAUCACAACCCCGGGACCAGAGGAAAGCACUUUGAACAUGUCCAACAUUCCCCUGCUCAUUCAUAGUCCUGCAGGUGAUCUGUCUGCAGACGAGGAUGAGGACGAGCUGAUGAGGCUCGGUCUGAAGACCUGGUCCAAUCAGGGUGACCGGCUUUCUGCAGAUGAAGAGACACGUCCUCUGUCAGCAGUAAGCGCGGGCAGCGUGGUGGUCCAGGACCGUCUGAGCGAGCUUGUCAGGCUGUUUAAAGGUCGUACAGAGCGUCAGAAAGAGAGGCUGUUGGACCCGGACGAGUCUGAGGAAGAGAGUCCCUCAGCCUCGCCUAGCAAAGCCCCCCCUCCUCCUCCACCUCCUCCAGGGGAAGAGAAGAAGGACGAUGCACCUGCAGCAGCAGAAGAAGAAGCAGAAGAAGAAGAAAAAGAAGAAAAGGAGUGGGAGCUCCCCUUCAAAGUUCUCGGACUACCGGUUAAAUUUCCCAGACUGCCACGACUUCCCAAACUUCCCCAGCUGCCCGACUGGCUGAGAGCCAUCAUCCAGUAUCGCUUCCCCUCCAGCAUCGACCCCUUCACCGAUCUGAUCUACGUGAUCUGGCUCUUCUUCGUCGUGGCGGCGUGGAACUGGAACGUGUGGUUGAUCCCCGUCCGCUGGGCGUUUCCCUACCAAACCCCUGAAAACAUCCACCUGUGGCUGCUGAUGGACUACACCUGCGACCUCAUCUACAUCACCGACAUCCUCGUCUUCCAGCCCAGACUGCAGUUUGUCCGCGGAGGAGACAUCGUGUCUGAAAAAAAGGACAUGAGAGAAAACUACAUGACCACUGAGAGAUUUAAGAUGGAUGUCAUCAGUCUGUUUCCCAUGGAGAUAUUUUACUAUUUCACCGGAGUGAACUCUCUGCUGAGAUUUCCUCGCCUGCUGAAGUACAUGGCCUUCUUUGAGUUCAACGACAGAAUGGAAGCAGUGAUGAAGAAAGCCUAUAUCUACAGGGUGAUUCGAACCUCCACCUACCUGCUCUACUCUCUGCACAUCAACGCCUGUCUCUUUUACUGGGGCUCCGACUAUGAAGGCCUGGGAUCAACCAAGUGGGUCUACAAUGGAAAAGGAAACGCUUACAUUCGGUGUUACUAUUUUGCUGUGAAGACGCUGAUCACCAUCGGAGGACUGCCAGACCCCACCACCGUGUUUGAGAUCUGCUUCCAACUCAUCAACUACUUUGUCGGCGUCUUUGCUUUCUCCAUCAUGAUUGGUCAGAUGAGAGAUGUGGUCGGAGCAGCAACCGCCAGAGAAAACUACUACCGAGCCUGCAUGGACAGCACCAUCAAAUACAUGAACUCCUACAACAUCCCCCGAGAGGUCCAGAACCGCAUCAAGACCUGGUACGACUACACCUGGAAGAUCCAGGGCAUGCUUGAUGAACAGGAGCUGCUGGUUCAACUUCCCACUAAAAUGAGGCUGGACAUGGCUGUGGACGUAAACUACGCCAUCGUCAGUAAAGUCGCCUUGUUUCAGGGCUGUGACAGACAGAUGGUGUUCGACAUGUUGACGAGGCUCAAAUCUGUCGUCUAUCUGCCCGGAGACUUUGUCUGUAAAAAGGGGGAGAUCGGCAGGGAGAUGUACAUCAUCAAACAGGGGGAGGUCCAGGUGGUGGGCGGUCCUGACCUGCAGACGGUGUUUGUCACCAUCAGAGCCGGCUCGGUGUUUGGAGAGAUCAGUUUGCUAGCGGGGGGCGGAGGAAACCGACGUACAGCCAACGUGAAGGCGCACGGAUUCGCCAACCUCUUCAUCCUGGAUAAAAAGGACCUGGCCGAGAUCUUGGUUCAUUACCCAGAGUCGCAGAAACUCCUCCGCAAGAAGGCAAAGACGAUGCUGACAAAGGACAAAAAGCCGGAUGAGAAGGUUGGGGGUAAAACAGCGGUGGAGGUCAUCCCGCCCAGACCGGACACCCCUAAAAUGUUCAAGGCGGCGCUGAGAGUGACGGAGCAGGCGGGAAUCGAGGGAACCUUCACCAAACUGAAGAGAGCCUACAAAUCGUCAGAGAGCAUGGCAGAGGCUCCUCCCUCCGCCUCUCCGGUCCCCCCUCCGUCUCCGAUGCACCGCCGCUCGCCGAUCCCCCACGCUCAGGCUAAAGAUGACGACGACGCCGUGUCGGAGACCGCCGACAGCUCUGUGGUCAUCAGGAUGACGCCACGGAAGGAAGGAGAGGAGCUGCUCACUGUGGAGGUGAAGAAGAAGAAAAAGACAGGGAAGGAUUGAUCCCACCGGAAAAAAACUCGGCUUCCCAGAAUGCCUUUCAGUAACGUCCAGAGGAGGAAUGUGGGUUUCAGGUUUACCAUCUUUGUGCAAAGUGCUUUUUCUCUGCUGGAUUUUCUCUCGGCUUUUAAUAAGGGCUUUCCAUUAACCCUUCAUUUGUCUCGAUGUUUACCUCACAAAUAUCCCCCCCCCCCCCCACCCCUCCGACUGAUGAGGAGAGAACACAACCAGAAUCUAAUCACAUUCAACAUCAUGAUUCUCAAGAUGAACUUGAGCUGCUGUUUGAGGGAAGAAAGUAGGAUGUAGAAAUGUACAACUGUAUAACAACAGUUAUGAGCGCACUGUUUCUCCAAGUCAACUGUAACAUUACCCAUCGUUUUGUGGACCUUCUU
This is a messenger RNA of Labrus mixtus (cuckoo wrasse), 4335 nucleotides long. It is a transcript of the gene cngb1a, whose product is annotated as cyclic nucleotide gated channel subunit beta 1a. Gene Ontology annotation, cellular component: intracellular cyclic nucleotide activated cation channel complex; photoreceptor outer segment; plasma membrane. Lineage: Eukaryota; Metazoa; Chordata; Actinopteri; Labriformes; Labridae. The coding region runs from base 134 to 3946 and encodes 1270 amino acids. The transcript is spliced from 38 exons. Gene Ontology annotation, biological process: monoatomic cation transmembrane transport; retina homeostasis. Gene Ontology annotation, molecular function: intracellularly cGMP-activated cation channel activity; intracellularly cAMP-activated cation channel activity; protein-containing complex binding. The record is from RefSeq and is a predicted model, not a curated record.